GAGUUUCUAAAUCGUGCUGCGUGGGCAACCGUAGUGACGCGCGUAUCCUGGAGGAUGGCGGACGCCGGUUUGCGCCGCGUGGUUCCUAGCGACCUGUAUCCCCUAGUGCUCGGCUUCUUGCGCGACAACCAACUGUCAGAAGUGGCUAACAAGUUCGCCAAGGCGACAGGCGCUACCCGUCAGGAUGCCAACGCCUCUUCCCUCUUGGACAUCUAUAGUUUCUGGCUCAACAGGUCUGCUAAGGCCCCAAAGCGGAAGUUACAGGCAAACGGGCCAGUAAUUCAGAAGGCUAAGAAGAAGACUUCAUCCAGUGACAGCAGUGAGGAUAGCAGCGAGGAGGAAAAAACCCAAGUGCCUCCAGCUAAAAAGGCUGCUAUAGCUGCCAAGCAGGCCAGUCUUCCUCAGCAUCCUGGAAAGGCUGCAGCCAAAGCAUCAGAGAGCAGCAGCAGUGAAGAAUCCAGUGACGAGGAGGAGGAAGAGGACAAAAAGAAGAAGCCUGUCCAGAAGGGAGUUAAGCCCCAAGCCAAGACAGCCAAAGCUCCCCUCAAGAAAGCUGAGAACUCUGAUUCUGAUUCUGAUUCAAGCUCAGAGGAUGAGGCACCGAAGAACCAGAAGCCAAAGACAACACCUGUGACAGCUAAAGCUCAGGCUAGAGCCCCAUCCAAACCAGGAACGCCAGCUCAAGCAACACCUAAAGUAGCCAAUGGCAAAGCAGCUGGCAAUAACAGCAGCAGCAGCAGCAGCAGCAGCAGUAGUAGUGAUGACUCAGAGGAUGAGAAGUCAGCAGUCAUCUCUAAGAAGACUGUACCUAAAAAGCAAAUGGUGGCCAAGGCCCCAGUGAAAGCUGCUGUCGCCCCUGCCCAGAACAGUUCCAGCAGUGAAGACUCCUCCAGUGAGGAGGAAAAGGAGCAGAAGAAACCCAUAAAGAAAAAAACAGGUCCCUACAGUUCAGUACCCCCACCUUCUACUCCUCCACUAAAGAAGACCCUGGGGACCCAGCCUCCCAAGAAGGCUGCAGAGAAGAAACAGCCUGAGGAAAGCAGUGAGGACAGCAGUGAUGAGUCUGAUUCAAGUUCUGAGGAAGAGAAGAAGAAACCCUCAGCUAAGGCAGUUAUCUCUAAAGCAACCCCUAAACCAGCUCCAGCAAAGAAGGCAUCAGAGAGUUCUUCAGACAGCUCAGACUCUGACAGCUCUGAGGAUGAAGCUCCUGCCAAGCCAGUCAACACCACCAAAGGUCCCUCAAGUAAGCCACCUGCCAUUACCAAACAGCCUGCAGCUAAACCAGCUGCAACUCCCAAGCAGCCUGCAGGGAGUGGCCAGAAAUCUCUGCCCAGAAAGGCUGAUAGCAGCUCCAGUGAAGAGGAGAGCAGUUCUAGUGAGGAGGAGGAGGAGAAGAUAACAAAGACAACUGUGGCCACUCCCAAGUCCAAGGUGACAGCCAAAGCAGCUUCAUCUCUGCCUGCCAAACAGACCCCUCAGGGAGGUGGGGAUAGCAGUUCUGAUUCCGACAGCUCUAGCAGUGAGGCAGAGGAGGAAGAGAAGGCAUCUAACCCCCCCGUUAAAAGGACACUGCAAAAGGCAGCAGGAACUGUGACCCCUUCCAAGCCAGCUUCCAAAAAAAAAGUAGAGGCUGAGAGCAGCAGCAGUUCUUCCUCUGAUGACUCCAGUGAAGAGGAAGAGGAGAAGCCCAAGGGCAAGGCCACUCCAAAACCACAAGCUCCCAAGGCCAAUGGCACCUCUGUACUAACUGCCCAGAAUGGAAAAGCAGGCGGAGACAACAAUGAGGAGGAGGAUGCGGUGGCAGUUUCCAAGCCAGGAAAGAAGCGGAAGCAGAAUCCUGAGGCUGCCAAGGAGGCAGGGACUCCUCGAGUCAAAAAGCCUAAGCUCCAGACCCCCAAUACAUUUCCAAAAAGGAAGAAAGGUGAGAAAAGGGCAUCAUCCCCAUUCCGAAGGGUCAAGGAGGAGGAAAUUGAGGUAGAUGCACGAGUGGCAGACAACUCCUUUGAUGCCAAGCGAGGUGCAGUCGGAGACUGGGGGGAACGAGCCAAUCAGGUUCUGAAGUUCACCAAAGGCAAAUCCUUUCGGCAUGAGAAAACCAAGAAGAAGCGGGGCAGCUACCGGGGAGGCGCCAUCUCCGUCCAGGUCAAUUCCGUUAAGUUUGACAGCGAAUGACCUGGUAUCAUCUCUGGUGAAGCAGGGGUGCUGCUCCAGGACCACUCUCAUUGCCUCAUGGACCUGUAACCCUCAGCUGUCUUGGGGGAAGGUCUGGGUUAAGACAGCAGCUUAGAGUAAAUACUAAGACUUUGCAACGUAACAUCCUCUCUGGUCCUUUUCUGUGUUCCUAGUUUUGUACAGAAUUGUUUUUGAGUGUUGAGUAGCAGGGGCAUGCUAAGGGGAGUGUUAAUUUUUAAGAAAAUUUGUUUUAAUUCUCAUCCCUUUCUGCCUGUACUGUGGAAGUCCUCAUACUGAGAAAUUUAUAUAUUUUAUAUUAAAUCACUUCCUGUUGAUUUUUGUUACAAUUUUCAGAGGCGGGCUCCCACAGGUUAAGUUUUGCCCAAGGAGUAAUAAAGGUUGUGUGUAGGUUUUAAUAAUCUACGUAAAGGAGAUUUCUGCCUAUGUGAUUCACAUUUCAUCCUUCCCACCGCUCACAGCCCUGGUGAGGGGCAGUGAAAGCAUGGCUUAUUUAUACAUGUGUGUCACGCAUGCACUGUGCAGUUCAUUCGCAUUCCUGAGGUCUGGGACUGAAGUUUUCAGUCAGCAUGGACCUACCUACUUCUGGGGGAUAAAAUUCACUGUUUUGUGACAGGCAAAAUUCUCGUAUGGUAUGAACACCGUGGCUCAGUCUGAAUAUUUUGUUUGUGAUUUUAAUCACUAUUACAUAAUGUCUGUAAUAACAUUUUUGGGUUUUUUUUUGGAAGCUUAAAACUUUUUCUUUUGUUGAAAGGUAUUUUUUGACAACCGUUACUAGUAUUGAGUACCAAGUUCUUAAAUGUUAUAGUUUAGGUCACUGAUUACCAGAGAAGCUUUUAAAACUUUGAGGACUGCAUUUUCUCAUUUUUUUUUACAUUUAGAGAACAAAAUAACAUUAAUUUAUUCUGAAAGACACGUAUCACUUGGUAUUUCUGUCUUGGUAGCAGUCAUGACGUAAAAUUGUUCUUAUUGACUCAGAAAUAGUUGGGGAUCACUGAUCAAGAAAGUGGUGGUGGUGGUGGGGGGGACAAUUCAACUAUCUUUACUUAAAAAUCUCAGUCUUCAGUAGGAAUUAAUGUUACAUUAGGUGAGUUUAUAAGUGGCCUUUAUAAAACAUAUUAGCUAGUAAAAUGAGUAUAGUGGGGUUCAAAGAGCAUCAUAACAGGAUUUUGUGUCUGGUAGUUGGUACAUAGGAGUAAUUGGUGUGCCCCCUUAAGAAACUAAAAUGUCAGUAACAUUGAACUUAACAGUAACAGACAGCAAGCAGAGAUGAUGGGUGACACCCAGGGCAAGCUGGCUGAGUGUAAAGCUGUGACCGUAGGCAGUGCCCAGUCAACAAGUGAGGAGGGAAGAGUCAGCGAGCUCUGUGGAGGCUGGGCUAUCCCUGUGGUGGGAAAGUGUGUCCGAAGAUCUCAAGGAUGGGAUGUAGGACUUCAGGUUAACCUCCCUUUGUUUGGAUUCCAUGCUCCCUAACCUGAUAACUUGAUCCAUGAAACUGCCUCUAGGAAGAAGAUGCACUGUUCAUGCUGACAUAGCUACUUCAGUCUGCAUGGUGAAAGUUACAUGUCUUACUAUGAAAUAAUAAAUGAGCUGGUUUAUAAUGUGUCUUUGGGAGUAUUAUUGCAAGUGAGUCCACACCCUUUCUGCCUCCCACCAAACAAGACAACUUGGCUCCCAGUUUGAGGACUGGGGUCCACAUCUGGGUUCACUGCAGAGGCUUCUUGGCAGCAGCUUGCUGAGUCUGACUGGCAACACUUUUGCUCAUGGUGUCUUCCAGGCAGUAUUUCAGCCUGUGCAUAGUCUAAGUUGGGAGUUGGCCCAAGACUUAUUUUUGUAUUGCCUAAGAACUAAGAAUGAUUUUUACAUAUUUAAAGAGAUUAGGGGGGAAAAUAGGGUGACAGAGACUUGAUGUGGCCCACAAAGCCUAAAAUGUUUGCUAUCUGGCCCUUUACAGAAAAAGUUUGCCAUCACCUGGUCUAAAUCAGUGCUUCGUAAUACCGGCUUCAAAUUAGAAUUUUAAAAAACACUGACACCCAGGAUCCCAUUCCCAGGCCAGUUGACUUGUACUCCCUGAUGGGACCUGGGUGUUAGUAUUCCUUAAAGCAGACAGGUGAUUCUAAUGUGCAACUGGUGUUAAAAACUGCUAGUCUAAGAGUAUUUGAAAAGAAACAAACGAUAUUCCGCCCCCAUGCACGUAUUUCAAAUGUGCUUGUUAACAUUUAGUCAUACAAAAGUGGAAAUUAGAUUUCCUUCUCAUCUUAGCCCUGGUUCCUGGAGCCGGUUUCUUGUGUCUGCUUCCAGAGAGUGUCUGUGUGUGCAAUACUAUGUGUAUGUGUAUCCUUCCCACUUUUCCCUUGCACAAAUGGUAGUUUGCUAUGUACCUUGUUUUAUAACUUUUGAGCUGAUUUCAUAGCAGAACACAGCUUGUUUUUAAUGACCGCGCAUUACUCCAUUGUAUGGAAAUAGUAUGAAUAGUGCAUUAUUGGUAGACGGUGCGGUAUACGUGGAUAUUUUUAUAGGAAAAACUCCUAGAAGUCAUUGCUGGCUCAACAGGAUAUAGCAUUUAGCAUUUUGAUCAAGACAGCCCUCCAGAUAACUGAUUUGCAGUUCCAACAAUAAUUUAUGAAAAGUGUCGCUUGCUAGCACUAUUACCAAAUUGAUCUUUGGCACUUGGAUUAAUGGAAGUACUAUCUCAAUGUUGUUUUACUUUCCAUUUCUCUUAUAAAUGUAAAGCCAUUUGUAUUUUCCUUUCUGUUGAAGUGUGAUUGACUCUGUCCAUAUUUCAAUUGGAUGAUUUCUCAUAAUGGUUUGUAAGUGCUCUUGAUAUAUCAAUAGAAGGUCAGCCCUCAAUCAUGGGUUGCAAAUAUUUGUUUUUCUGGUAUUUUCAUUUUAAAAUGGGCUAUGAUAUACCUCCAUUAACUUUUCUCCUUAAAAGGGAUGAAUAAUUUGUGAGCUUACUGUUGAUGGUAAAGCUGUGGCUUGUUUUUUCUUUUGCAUUUGGUAAACAUAACCCUUCCCAGUCUUAGUUUGCUUAUUUAACUUAACAGACUUCCUUUCCCCCUUCGGUCUGGGAAAGCUGAACCUGCUACCUAUAUGCAUCUAAUGUGUUAUAUAAGUGAGGCAGUUUAGCAAAUUUUCUAGCACAUUCACUGAGAACCACUGAACUAGAUGAAACAGCCCAGAGUAUCAAAUAAUUUGCCUGGGGGUUGAUAAAACUGAAACUUAGCCUAUUGAGAUAAGAAUCCAAGUCUCUGUCUUCUGUCUAAAAAUCAAGCUACAUGUAUUCAAUAUUUUUUGAGUGUAUCAGUGAUAGAACUCCUUGAAAGCCGAAAGUCUAGUGAGGGAAGUCAGGCAUUAUGCCAUACAGAGCCCUGUCAAAUGAGGGCACCAGAGGAACACCCCAAGGGAAUAAGCAGGAAAAGACUUGGUUUACCCUGGCCUAGGAUUCUGAAGAGAGAGCAAUUUGCCAGGUGUGAGAAAGCACAUACUACGCAAGGAAGAGGAAGUAUUUUCCUGUGGGAGAAGGAGACCUUUAGGAAUAGCAAACUGCUAGUGCAGAGACUAAAUGUGGAAAAAUGCAAGCAUUUCUGAGUGGCACAAGUAGAGGGUGCGUGGGAGGUGGGGACAAUAUAAUGCAAAGUCUGACAGGAUUCAAUGGCCUUUUGUACCCAGAUCAGGACUUAGCACUUUAUUUUGUUUACCUGAGUAUAUUAGGAGCUUGAUAGUUCAGUGCAGUGUUCCUGGUGCUAAUACUGCUUCUGGGAAAGCAGCGUUCCUUGGUAAUUCACCACCAGGAGUUCUCAGGUGCCCUGCUUUCCGCAGUGGCGGCUCAAACUGCAGUUACUAAAGAGACCAGUAGGUGGGGCCCUUGCCCGUUGUGUCGAGAGCUGAACUAAACUGUUGAACCUUGACAUUCUCCUUCCUGCAAUUCCAGUCAACAAACUCGGAGCACCUGCCUUGAGCCUUUGGAUACAGGGAUGAAUAAGACACAGGCCCUCCUUUGAGGAUUCCUGGUUCUGGAAAGUGGAGAAUGGGUUAGGUCUGGAUCCUUUACUAUUUUCCUUGCCCUGUUUGCAGAGGGAAAGAGACCCAAUUUAGAGACCCAAAAUGAUGUCUGUGUGUAAGAUGAUGCAGAAGAUACCCAUGAUCCUCUUCUUUCCUUACGGGGCCUAGGAAAAGGGAAAGAAGUUCUGGUGUAGGGACCAAGGGAAAAGCCUUGGAGGAAAGGGGGAUGAAGUUUCUUCAUUUAUUUGAAUAUUUGAAUCAAAACUUAUUGGGUGUCUAAUAUGCCAGACAUUGGUCCAGGUGCUGGGGAUAUAGCCAUGAACAAGCUAGACAAAAAUCACUACCCUCAUGGAGCUCACAUUCUUGUCUGGGGGAGGAAGACAAUAAAAUGUAUGAAAGAACCAAAAGGAUGAGUCAGUGGAAGGGUCAGUCUGGAGCUGAGAGGCCAAGCCUGACCUUUUAUACUUGGCAGGUAUGAGUCUAUUUUCACAAAGUGUACAAGGAGUCACACUGCCUUAUUUUCAUCAAAUCUGAGGGACUCUGAUCCCACUUCCUACUCCUCAUCAUCUCCUUCCCCAAGCUGGUUAACAAGGUCCCUGAGUCUUAAGCAUCAGGAAACAUCCAGGGACGCCUGUCUAUGAGAAGCCACCUGGUACCUGAAAGCCAGUGGCAGGUAAUGUUCCUUGUAGAGGAACCUUGAUAUCCAUCAUGGUGCCCCCAACCUCCCCCAGGCCUUGACAGGGCUCUGGGUUUUUCACAAAGUGGGGCAUUCACUGAGAUGGGAGAUGCUGGAAAAGCAGUUUGGCACAUGUUUGAGGUACUUUGGAGUCACCUAAGUGAAAAUGUUGAGGAGUCAGUGGAGAUUUUUUCAUCUAGAACUCAGGGAAGGGGUCAGGACUGGGGAUACAAAUUAGGAUAUCAUCAGUGAAUAGUUUUGAGACAGCAGAGUGGUGAGAAGGGCAUUGAAGCAGGAGUUUGGAGUCCUGGAUUCUAGUCCCUGUCCUGCUGUGGACUCACUGGUAACUUUGGGCAACUCACUUCCCUUUCUGGACUGUCAGUAUCUCUAUUUGUAAAAUAAUGACAUUGCUGCCUGACUUUCCAAAAUCUUGUUAGCUGCUGUGCAGUUGGCCCCGGCUCAUGCAGACAUCAUGCACUAUUGAAGUAACCGGUGUGAUUUGUAAGGUUUUCAUUGGCUGACUUUUGGAAGUAGAUCACCAGGCCUUUCUUCCUAGUCAGUCUUGUUCUGGAAGUGAAACCUGUUCAGCAUUGUAACAACAUGCAAGCCUCCACUGACGGGUGAUGGUUGUGUAUGAGGUGCACUGACAGGCAAACUCAGGUCUCCUGCAUGGACGGCAAGAAUCCUACCACUGAACCUCUACUGCCCCCAUAAACCUGUGGCUGCUGAGUCGAUUACAACUUGUGUGUCAGAGUACCACAUGUAUGUCAGAACAGAACGGUGCUCCGUAGAGCUUUCAAAUGGCUGAUUUUUGGGAAAGACAUCACCAUGCCUUUCUUCUGAGGUGCUUCAGGGUGGAUUUGAACCUCCAACCUGCAAAUUUUUAACCUGCCAACAUGGUUGGCAACUGUCAUGGAUUGAGUUGUGGCCCCCCAAAAUAUCUGUCAACUUGUCUAGGCCAUAAUUCCUAGUGUUGUCCAUCAUUUUGUCAUCUGAUGUGAUUUUCCUAUGUGUUGUAAAUCCUAUCUCUACGAUGUUACUGAGAUGGAAUUAGUGGCAGUUAUGUUGAUGAGGCAGGACUCAAUCUACAAGAUUAGGUUGUGUCUUAAGCUAAUCUUUUUUGAGAUAUAAAAGAGAGAAGCCAGCAGAGAGACAUGGGGAUCUCAUACCACCAAGAAAACAGUGCUUUGGACCCGGAGUUCCUGCACAGAGAAUCUCCUAGACCAAGAGAAGAUUGACGAAAAUGACCUUCCUCCAGAGCCAACAGGGAGAGAAAGCCGCCUCCUGGAACUGGCACCCUGAGUUUGGACUUCUAGCCUACUAGAUGGUGAGAGAAUAAACUUCUGUUUGUUAAGCCAUCCACUUGUGGUAUUUCUGUUAUAGCAGCACUAGAUAACUUAAGACAGCAGCUGAGCAUGUUAACCAUUUACACCACCCAGGACUUCUAGAAUCCUGUUAACUUCUUUGAAACCAGGCUGGUUUAUGGAGUUUUUAGCAGGAGAACAAACCUUUUAGCAAGUGUCCACAGAGAAAGGGCUCAGUGUUACUCUCCUACACUGCUGGUUGGGGUGUUAAUUGAUAAAACUAGUUUGGAAAGAAAUUUGGCAAUAUCCUCUAAAGAUCAACAUACGCAUGCCCAAUGACCUGGAGGAAAUCCUGGUAGUGCAAUGGUUAAGAGCUACAGCUGUUAACCAAAGGGUCGGCAGUUCAAAUCCACCAGGUGCUCCUCGGAAACUCUAUGGGGCAAUUGCACUCUGUCCUGUAGAGAUGAGUUGGAAUUGACUCGACGGCAACAGAUUAGUUAAUGACCUAGAAACUCUGAUACUAGGGAUAUACACUGCCUAGGGAAAUUUGUGUAUAUGUGUACCAGAGAUAUCUACAAGAAUACCUAUAAGCAACAUUAUUCAUUAUAAUGGAAACAACUCAAAUGUCUUUCAGCAUAGAAUGAAUAAAUUGUGCUGUAUUUAUACAGUGAAACACUGUAUAGCAAUUAGAAUGAACAAACUACAAAUACAGCAACAUUACAUUUAUAAGCAAUAUUGAGCAAAAGAAGUCAAAUGAAACAUAUUUAUAUAUACAUAUACACAUGUCAAGGGUUUCAUUUUACUUGGCUCCAUAAUCAACACCCAUGGAAGCAACAGUCAAGAAAUAAAAUGACCCAUUGCAUUGGGCAAAUCUGCUGCAAAAGACCUCUUUAAAAGUGUUGAAAACCAAACAUGUCACUUUUGAAGACUAAGGUGUGCUUGACCCAAUACAUGGUGUUUUCAAUCGCCUCAUAUGCACGCGAAAGCUGGAUGAUGAAUAAGGAAGACCGAAGAAGAAUAGACACCUUUGAACUGUGUUGGCGCAGAAUAUUGAGUAUACCACGGGCUGCCAAAAGAACGAACAAAUCUGUCUUGGAAUAAUUAAAACCAGUAUCCUCCUUAGAAGCAAAGAUGGCAAGACCACAUCUCACAUACUUUGGACGUGUUCUCAGAAGGGAUCAGUCCCUGGAGAAGCACAUCAUGCUUGGUAAAGUACAAGGUCAGUGAAAGAGGAAGACCCUCAGCAAGAUGGAUUGACACAGUGGCUGUGACAAUGGGCUCAAGCAUAACAACGAUUGUGAGGAUGGCCCAGGACUGGGCAGUGUUUCGAUCUGUUGUACUUAGGGUCACUAUGAGUCAGAACUGACUCGAUGGCACCUACCAACAACAAUAACAACAACAUACAGACACAGUAUGAUUUUGUAUAUAUAAUAUUCAAAAUCAGAAUUAAACUAUAGUAUUUAGACAUGCAUAUUUAGAUGGUGAAGUUAUAAAGACUAGGGAAAUGAUUACCGUGAGAAUCAGGAUACUGGUUACCUUUAGGGGAACGAGUGAUUGGGAAGUGGUAUAAGGGGGGCAUCUAGGGCACAGACAAUGUACUAUUUCUUUAAUUGCGUGGUACUUUAGAAUAAUUCAUUAAGCUGCACAUUUAUGCUUAUUGUAUUUCACCAUAUAAAAAGGGUAUUUUUAAGGAGGACUCUGUUUACUUGCAACAGGUGAAAUGGGGAGAAACCUUAGGGAAAGAGAAGGGUGGGGGACAGAGCAAAGGUGGGUAAUAAGACCAAAGGGAAAGGGUGGCUAUGGGGGCCGUGAACCCUAAGAUGUGUUCCCAGAGACUCUUAGCAGAAGGAGACCAAACUGCAUCUGCAAGCCCAAGCAAGAACUCCAGGUUACUGGAGGGAUCACCAGAGAGCAGGACCGAGAAAGCAGUCCCAGGUACAAUGAUGCUGAGCCAUCAUUAGUGCCAAAGCAACUACAGAACAAGGCAGGGUCCUGGGGGGUUCUAAAAGGUUUUGUUUCCUCUUUUACAGCCUAUCCUGAGGAAGGCAGCAGAGUGCAAUGGAAAGGACCAAAUGGCCCUGUAUUUUAAUUCCAGCACUACUAGUUGUGUGGUACUAGGCUGUAGUACUCUGUUGGUUUCAUCUCAGCUUCCUUAUGUGUAAAUAAUAAUAAUAAUGAUUAAGUGCUUACAACAAGCCAGGCACUAUAAAUUUUAUAAGCAUACCUCAUGUAAUCCUCAUGACAACCUUGUGAAAUAUUAUUCAUAUUUUACAGAAGAAGAAAAUGAGGCAAAGAAGGGUUAAUUACUUGUCUGAGUUUACACAGACAGGUAGAGCUGAGAUUUAAAUCCAGCCAGUCGGACUCCAGAAUUCAUGCCCUUAACACUAUGCUACAGUUGCCUAUAAAAUGGAGGUAAUAAAAUUCAUAGUGCGGGACUGUCUAUGGAUUAUAGACAAUUAAUGUAAAGUGGCUUUCACCUAGUAUUUGUUUUUUAAAGUGCUAUUUCAAAGAGAAAUUUGAAGAAGCUCACUAAUAAGGCGUUAAAACCAUUAAAAUAGAUGAUUUAAAACAUAAAACAUAGGAGGAAGUAACCAUCAUAAACUUAGGUCGAUACAGUUAUUGACUUUGAACAUUAAAUUUAACUCAGAGGCUCCUGGCAGCCAAAGCAAAGAGGGGACUAUAAUAGGUUUGAUAAUUAUCCCCAAAAGAUAAGGAAGCAUAUAGAGACACAACUAUUCCUGGUGGUACUUAAUUCUAAAAAAAAAAAAAAAAUUGUCAUAAAGGUCCUUAUUAUAAGAGGCUUGAAUAAUUAUGGACAAUGUCUUGAGCAAUAAUUUUACAAAAAAAUCAUAAAUGCUUUUUUGGUAACACCAAUGUUUUCACAACAGGUUAAAAGCUCUGAAUAUAAUACUGGGACUGCCUUUCUUUUCAAGUGAAUAUUUGAAUCUCCUUUCAGAUGUAUACUUUACCUUGUUUACUGGGACUCCACUUGUUUUUGAAAUGUAUAUUUGGAGUAUUUUUCAAAAAUUAUAUUUUAUCGUAAUUACUAUUACACGUUUGCCACCAUUUUCAAAAUAUAUACUGAAUUCAUUUUCAAAUUUACAUCAUCAGUCUUUGGGAAACUUAUUCACUUGGGAAGACAAGGGCUUCUUUUACCUGUGUAUCCCAAAAUGAUUUCUGAAAAGGUUAGGGGAGGCAGCAGAUCUUGAGUUCGCUUCUGUAUCAGAGAAUCCUUAAAACUGAUGUGUUAAGAAAUAAGGUGAAGUAGUCACCCAGCUGCUGAUGGGUGGAAGCUCUUCUCACUUCCUGCAGGCAUAUAUCUUAGUAAAUGGCAAAAGCCAUGUUUCAAAAAAUUCUGAAUUGUGAAGGUAUUUCAAUAACGUUAUAAUGGAAUAUGAAGCAACUGUUAAAAAGAAUACAAUAAGGGUGUUUGCUUCAGUAGCAUGUAUACAAAAAUUGGAAUGGUACAGAGAAGAUUAGCUUGGCCCCUACACAAGGAUAACAUGCAAAGUGUUGAAGAGUUCCAUAUUUUUAAUUAUAUAUCCAGCAAAACUCUCUCAAAUAUGAAGGUGAAAUUAGGGCAUUCCCAGAUAAACAGAAAUUAAGGGAAUGUGUAAAAACCGAACCAAAAUUGCAAGAAAUACUAAAGGAGGUCCUUCAGCUAGACAAUCAAUAAUAUCAGAUUACAACCCAAGACUAGAACACAGGACAGAACAACAAGAUAUAAACCCAGAUAUGAAAGUCACAAAAAUAAGUCAAAGCUAAAACACUGAAAAUGGGGAAAUAGAGAUGUCGUUAUAUAAAAGAUGACAACAUCAAAAAAAAAAAAAAAGGAGGGACUAAAU
Loxodonta africana (African savanna elephant) is the source of this 12020-nucleotide messenger RNA. RefSeq names its product nucleolar and coiled-body phosphoprotein 1 (gene NOLC1). Bases 55 to 2172 code for a protein of 705 amino acids. Gene Ontology annotation, molecular function: protein binding. Gene Ontology annotation, cellular component: nucleoplasm; nucleolus. Lineage: Eukaryota; Metazoa; Chordata; Mammalia; Proboscidea; Elephantidae. The transcript is spliced from 13 exons. The record is from RefSeq and is a predicted model, not a curated record.